AUGUCUUUGACUUUAAAUGUUGAUGGCUCCGGGAAUGCUAACCAUUUGCAGGCAAAGUUUUUGGCCAUGUCCACGCUUUCGAAUGUAAGGGUGGAUGGGAGAAAUUUUACAGAAAGUCGAAUCCCAACAAUUUCAAGCAUCAUACCGACCAGGGAUUCGAUUUCCGUCGAGCUGACGUUGGGGGCUACCAGAGUCCACACUGCGCUUUCAUUUGAAUCGGGAUCGCCAAAUCCUGAAAGGCCGAAAGAGGGGUCUUUUUCUUUGAAGCUGAACAGCUUGCCGUCUCUUUUUGACAAGCCAUCGACCGGCGAGCUAGAGUCGCAUUUUUAUAUCCAUCGCUUGCUGGAAACGGUGUAUAAAUUUUCUAAAGCCAUCGAUCUUGAAAGGCUUUGUAUUAGGUCUGGGGAGCAGGUUUGGAAUCUUUGUGCUUCAAUCACCAUACUUGAUUGCUCUGAUGGAAAUGUUAUUGGCUGCUCUUCCUACUCAUUGCUAUGUGCGCUCUUUUCCGUUGAAAUGUACAAUAGAUUGUGUACAUUCAAGUAUCCCGACGUUGCUCUUUCCUAUACACCGCCUGACGAGGAUUUGCUUAAAAACUCCAAACUGAACUUGAACAAUAUUCGACCAUGCAUGCUUAUCGACCCCUGCCAGCUUGAGGAGAUACAUUGCGUCGGGGACAUUAUAGUGUCGAUCGAUCCAAAUACCAAAGACGUGUUCUCUGUAUAUAAACGCGGGCUAUCCAUGCCUGCCUUUGAGAUCACAAGAUUUAUUGAAAAGCACUCUAUUUCCGUUGCAAAAACAAUCAUUUCGGCGCUUAGAAAUCAGCUCUCCCAACACAUCAAUAAAUUAUGA
This is a messenger RNA of Mitosporidium daphniae, 849 nucleotides long. RefSeq names its product putative exosome complex exonuclease Rrp45. The record is from RefSeq and is a predicted model, not a curated record. The transcript has 4 exons. The coding region runs from base 1 to 849 and encodes 282 amino acids. NCBI's taxonomy places the organism in Eukaryota, Fungi, Microsporidia. Gene Ontology annotation, biological process: TRAMP-dependent tRNA surveillance pathway; nuclear polyadenylation-dependent mRNA catabolic process; exonucleolytic trimming to generate mature 3'-end of 5.8S rRNA from tricistronic rRNA transcript (SSU-rRNA, 5.8S rRNA, LSU-rRNA). Gene Ontology annotation, cellular component: cytoplasmic exosome (RNase complex); nuclear exosome (RNase complex).